Messenger RNA from Plodia interpunctella (Indianmeal moth), 683 nucleotides. RefSeq names its product lethal (2) 34Fc (gene irp2). The record is from RefSeq and is a predicted model, not a curated record. Gene Ontology annotation, cellular component: membrane. NCBI's taxonomy places the organism in Eukaryota, Metazoa, Arthropoda, Insecta, Lepidoptera, Pyralidae. Bases 101 to 598 code for a protein of 165 amino acids. The transcript is spliced from 6 exons.
AAAGGAAUAUGUAAUGUAGCCGUACACACUCACGCAGUAGUCCACCGGCGUCGACCACGUCUGUCACUCUCGUGUACAUACGAAGUAUCCAAGGUUCAAUAUGUGGUGCACAUACAUGUUAGCGACCGCGGCGUUGGUCGCCGUUGCCGACGCCUACUCCGCUGGGGCCCCCACCGGCGCCUGCAAAGACAUGAUCCCGAGGCACCCUCUCUCGCCCCAGACCAAGCCAGCGCCCUACAUCAUCACUCCUAGCACUACGACGGUGAAAGCGGGAAGCCCCAUGGAGCUAACGAUCUCGGGCAAGUCCCCCUCAGACAAGAUCCGGGGCCUGCUGCUGCAGGCGCGCUCGGGGGAGGACAUCGUCGGCAGCUUCAAGGUGGAGCCCAACGACCCUGUAGUCCAGCUGCUCAACUGUGGAAAACCCGAUAACGCAGUGACCCACAAAAAGCACGACGAAAGCCAGGACAAACAGCACCUUAAGUUGACAUGGACGCCCCCCUCAGAUCUCAAGGGCGAAAUCAAAUUCAGAGCCACCAUCGCACUGAAUGGCGCCGUCUUUUGGGUUGGCGUCGAGUCCGCGCCGGUCAAGGUGGUCUAAACACUUCAUUAGAGACCUUAGUUUAAAAUUAUGAUACAAAUUCCCCACUUAUAUAAGUUAAUAUAAAUUCAAUGUUACUUUUGAA